AGUUCUACUGGUUUGAGGAAAAAUGGGAUCUCAUUGGGACCACAGGAAUAGAAAGACUAUUAGGAAUAAUGCAAUAUUUGAAGGAACAAACGGUGAUUGAGGUUGUGCCGCGAGAACAUAAUAUAUUAUAAAAAUGGGAAACCCCAAGAGAAACCGCAGGUCUAUGGUCAGGAGAUUUAAAACAAAUGGAUGAUGAAUCUAGAUUUUCACGUCGGCCGAGCUAUUCCUGUCCAUGAAAUUCUGGCAACACUGAUUCAGUGUACUGGCAACUCUGGUACACCAAAUGAAUAAACAAAUAAAAUCAAACAAUUAAAUAAACAAAUUAUCCGCUCCGCACCGCACCGCAGCAGAUAAGCGAAACUGGCCGAUCCCCAUCGAUAUCCAGAGGCUAGCCUCGCAGCCAGCACCAUGGAGGAGCCGUCCGACGACGAGAAUGCGGAGCCCACGCCCAAGAAGAUCAAGCGGGAAUGGGUGAAGAGCUACUCGAACAAGGCCAUGGAGAUGAUGAAGAAGAUGGGCUACGAGAACGACAAGGGUCUGGGCAAGAGUAACCAGGGCCGGCUCGAGCCCAUCAUCGCCGUCCAGCAGGAUGGUCGUCGGGGAUUUGGCUUGAAACUGGACACCGUACAAUCAGCGGCUGGCCAAUGGGAUCCCAGUCUGGAAGAACUGGAGAUACCCGAGCCGGUACUCUGGCUAACAAACUUGGGGGCCGGUGCGGCCAGCUAUUCGCAUGAUCAACUAAUGAGCCACAUUGUAACCGGUGGUCGGAGGAGAACCCUGGACGAGGAAACCCGGUACUGCGAUCCAGCCAUUCUUCAUCACAUCCUCAAUGCCAAGACGGUGUUCGACGAUCUCAACGAUAGCGAAAAGCGGAGAGCACGCUCCCGCUGCAAUCCGUUCGAGAUUAUCCGCAGCUCAAUCUUCCUAAAUCGGGCCGCCGUCAAGAUGGCAAACAUCGACUCCAUGUGCGACUUUAUGUUCACCAAUCCCCGCGACCUUGACGGCCACUCGCUGGUGGCCAACGACGAGCUGCUCUACUUCACGGACAUGUGUGCAGGGCCCGGCGGCUUCUCGGAAUACGUGCUUCAUCGGAAAUCGUGGGAAGCCAAGGGUUUCGGUUUCACGCUGCGCGGCGCCAACGACUUCAAGCUGGACAAGUUCUUUGCGGCAUCCCCGGAGCCCUUCGACGCCUACUACGGCGUCAAGGAGGAUGGCAAUAUUUUCGACGAGGCCAAUCAGGAUUCGUUGAACGAUUACAUAAGGAGGCAUACGCCGCAGGGUGUACACUUUGCCAUGGCGGACGGUGGAUUCUCGGUGGAGGGGCAAGAGAACAUCCAAGAGAUCCUCUCCAAGCAGUUGUACCUCUGCCAGUUUCUCACUGCUCUGAAAAUCCUGCGGGAGAACGGCAGCUUUGUGUGCAAGGUGUUCGAUCUGUUUACGCCGUUUAGCGUGGGACUGGUGUAUCUGAUGUACAAGUGCUUCCAUCAGAUCUCGAUCAUCAAGCCGAACAGCAGUCGGCCGGCCAACUCGGAGCGGUAUCUGGUGUGCAAGUACAAGCGGCCGGAGGCGGAUAUAGCCGGAAUUAUUGGUUACCUGAAUGCCAUUAACGUGAUGAUCAACGAGGACUAUCCGCAGGACAGCGAACUCGAUAUCCUGGAGAUAUUCGAUGCCAACGAACUGGCCGAGGACGAGGACUUCCUACGCUACAUCAUCGAUUCGAACAAUUCGAUUGGCAAGAAACAGAUAGUUGGCCUCCAAAAGAUAGCCGCCUUCGCCCAGAAUCCCGAUCUGAAGGAGACCCGACAGUCGGAGGUGCGACAGGAGUGCCUGAAGCGUUGGGGCCUGCCGGACAAGCUGCGCCAGGCGCCCGAGAUCAAGCCGACGGAUCGAUUGCUGGAGGAGCUGCUGGCGGACUGGGGGAAGGAUCGAAACUGGCUGCAUCAGGCGCCGGCCGAGAUGACCAGUCCGGCGAACCUGCAAAUGGCCAUCCAGAACGUGGCCGAUUGGUAUUUUGUGCCCGUGGGCCGCGAGGAGACGAACAUCAAUGCCUGCACCCUGUUCCUGUGCAAGUCGCGGGGCAGCCUGCUGCGCUACACGGAGCACAAGAAGUGGGAACUGGUCGAGACGGCGUUCGAGGUGCAGCCUCGCUCCAUAUUCUUUGGCCAGAUCGUGUACGAGUUCUAUGGCGAGGGCAGGACCAUCCAGCGGGUGGCGGCCCUUCACAUCAUCGACGGCAUCUGCCUGGGCGGGAUUGAUAUACGGCGGCGACCGUUUCGCGAACGGGUCAGCAUGUGCGACAAGUACGCCCGGAGUCUGAACAAGCCGUAUCGCAAGGAUCGCACCUGCGGCCCGUUGCGCAGCAAACCCUUCUUCCGCCUCCAGGAUAUGGGGAAUUUCUUUGCCGAGAUGCGACACUACGUUCUCAAGGAUAAUUCCCAGCGCUUCGGCUAUGCCCUGGAUGAUAACAAAUUCUUUGUGCCGGGAGGUAUCCUGAUGUUCUGCGAACUAACUCCCAAUUAUGUGUCCGCCCAGUCGAAGUCCUGCGGCCAGCUGUAUUAUUUCAACACGACCAAUAGAGAAUCGUACUACAAGGAUCAAAUACCGCCAAAAAAAGCAGCCGAGAUCUUCGCCUCGUUCCGGUCUAAUUAUUUGCGGCGCCUGCUCUGGAAGUGGACGAACCUGCGCCAGGUGGAGGAGCAUGCCACCGAUGAGAAUCCAAAGAUCCUGUUCCGCAGCGACUUUAUGCAGUUUAUUGCGGAAAAGCUUGGCCAUUGCUAGGCGACACAAUCGUAGGCUUAAGUUCAAAUUGCACAUACUAGUACUGUGUUUUGUUUUUUUUUUUUUUAUAUACAACUCCCCCAUCCUAGUACCCGUAGAUCUGUAGAACCCCCCCAUGAAGUGUAUAUCCCUUGAAGUCUGUAUUCCCUUGAAGUCUGUAUUCCCUUGAAGUCUGUAUUCCCUUAAAGUGUAACUCCCUUAUUGCAGUGACCCGUAGACCCGUAGAUCCCUCUUGACAAUGACCCUCCAUCCCCAUCCCCAUCCAUAUACAUAUAUGCACAUUUUUCCAGGAUUUUUAUCUGGAAGCUAUUACUGCUGCUACUUAGCCACAUUAAGUACCCGACUAUUUGCCCUGCAGGAACUGAAUUCAUUUUAAAAACAAACCACAAUUAUGCAAUUUCUUCCUAUUUUGUUUCUGACAAUUAUUAAGAAUUAAUCAUGUGAAUGUGUAAACUGUUCUAAUUCUAAAGAUCUUAAGCAAAACUGUAA
Molecule: messenger RNA, 3267 nt
Organism: Drosophila ananassae
Lineage: Eukaryota; Metazoa; Arthropoda; Insecta; Diptera; Drosophilidae
Gene: Cmtr1
Product: cap-specific mRNA (nucleoside-2'-O-)-methyltransferase 1
Exons: 3
Coding region: 409-2778 (789 amino acids)
Biological process (GO): 7-methylguanosine mRNA capping
Cellular component (GO): cytoplasm; nucleus
Molecular function (GO): nucleic acid binding; methyltransferase cap1 activity
Source: RefSeq, a predicted model, not a curated record